Molecule: messenger RNA, 2474 nt
Organism: Sycon ciliatum
Lineage: Eukaryota; Metazoa; Porifera; Calcarea; Leucosolenida; Sycettidae
Product: activating signal cointegrator 1 complex subunit 2 homolog
Exons: 11
Coding region: 1-1923 (640 amino acids)
Molecular function (GO): nucleic acid binding
Source: RefSeq, a predicted model, not a curated record
AUGGACCGCGUGUGGCCAGCACCGCUUUCAAGUCUGCGACCUACACGGGUAGUCAAUGGUAGUAGCGGCUCGAAGAGCUAUGGCUGGAAUCUGCAGAAGCAAGAAGCUAGUCCAUCUCAUUUCUUUCGCCUGCGCAAGUACCUCAAGCAGAAGCUACAGCAACGUCGAGGGAACGAAGACGGCAUUUCAUUUCGAGUACGAGCGGGUGACUUUCAUCUUUCCGUGCUGUGUCAGCGUUGGCCAAGCAUUCCCCUUCAGCCAAGGAAGUUUCGCAGUGCAACGGUUCCGGCUGGCACACUCGGAGAGAAGACGGGCAACUCGCAAAAUUAUUCGCCAGCAGCGGCUCGGCGCGAAGUUCUGUCGGCUGCUGCCAAUUCCCCGUCAACACCUGUUGACCCACCUCGGUCGUUCGAAGACCCUUCCUGUCUCGCCGAGCAGGCCGAGACGGAACUCGGAGCUGCCAGCAUAGAUUCCAGCGUUGCUGCGGAACUCUCCCAGACGCCGCUGCAAAUAAUUUCGAACUCGCCACGACCGACUGUCGCUCGCUCGCCUGUUAUAGCGAAAAUGACCGACCAACAACCUCAGCAGUUGGCACCCGAGCCACUAGCAGAGCCACGUCAAGACGUCACUUAUCCUGACCUUCCCAACGGACAUCCUACUCCGGCACUGAACGGAGAUCGCGAAGCGCCAGAGAAACCUGAGAACCCUGAGGAGGCGCCCGUUCCCUUGCAACCCACAGAAGGAAAAUCGAUUGGGACUGUGAAGUGGUUCAACUGCAAGCGCAACUUUGGCUUCAUCAAGAUAACCCACCGGGCAGAAAACUCUGAGGAUGAGCAGGACGUCGCACUGCAAGAGGAGGAUGUGUUCUUGCAUGGUUCCAGUAUCAUGAAGAAGAACCCGAAGAAGUACGGCCGCACUGUUGACGAAGGAGAGGAGGUCGAGUUUGAUUUAGUCAAGAGCACCAAGGGCCGCGAAGCAAUACAUGUGACUGGAAUCGGCGGCCAAUCUGUUCUUGGAAGUCGCUAUGAUGCAUUUAGAUUUUACCGCCGCACGAACACCCGCCGUAACUACGAGCGUUCCCGCCGCACAGAACGAAGCGCACAGUCACCACAGCAAGACCAACCGCAACAAAACGGGAACUCCGCCGCUGAGGAGGGCAACCCACAAAUGAACACCUCCUCGCAGGAGGACUCCCAGGACGAGAGCCGUAAGAAGCCAGCACGCAAGCAAGGACCAAGGCGCAAGCGCCAUCAGAAAACCAGCGAGAGUGCUAAUUCCCAGCAGCCACAGCAGCAACCACAGCAGCAGCCACAGCAGCAACCACAGCAGCAGCCACAGCAACAGCAACAGCAGCCACACGUGAAGCAGCAAGGUGGCGACUCUCGUCGACAGACCGAAGACCGACAAGGCCCACGCCCAUCAGGUGGCGUCAGAUCCCGAGGACAAAAUGCAUUCCGAGGACAAAAUGAUUAUGAUCAACCACGCCGUGGUGGAAGGGGCAGGCCCUACGGACGUGGUGGCCGUGGCGGCCAUCGCAGAGGCUACGUUGACUACUACGGACCACCAAUGCAACCCUAUAUGUACCCAAGCUAUCCGAAGUUCAACAGGAGAGGCGGAAAUAUGCGUCGGCCUUAUUACCAAGAAGCCGGCGGUAACGAGCCGUAUUUCCAGAGAAAUUCCGCAGCAUUCCCCGAGUCGGAUCAGCGAAGGCAGCAAAGACCUCGCAACCAGCCGCAGCAGCGCCGAUCGAAUGGCGGUGACCAAUCGGAGCGCGGCGUGAACAUGAACCACCAGCAGCAGCAGAAAAUGGACAUGGGCAAUGAUCACCAUGCCCCGCCAGCCCAUGGCGGCCACGGCGUUGCGCACGCCAAUGGUUCACACGUCAAGGCCAGCAACCACCUCUCUGGUCCCCCCUUCGCUUAAACAUCGUGUUCUUCCACGGCCACCAUUUUUCAAUAGCUCCUGCAUUUGCACCCACUCCCAUGCUCCAGUUUGCACAAGAAUGCGGCUGUUGGCAUCACUGUAUCGUUAUCCCGAUUUGUAGUUUUUACACACAGGCUUUUCUCAACCGGCACGCUUGCACUAUACACCAAUCCUAACCAAAGCACAUCUAUUUCUCGUGUCAUUUCGCUGACAGCUCGGCAAAAACAAAACAAAUCUCAUAUCAAGGCUACAAGCCACACCUCGCUCUUUCUUUGCUGCUACACCACAUUCUCUUUCUUAGCCUGGAGUUCAAUAGCAUUGGCAAAUUCUGUUGCGUUUCUUUUCAGUAUUCUCCCGAAAAACACAAGCCGUACCAAUGCUGCUAAUUUCCUGCACCCUGUGCUGCCAUGUUAAUCAGUCCAGCUUCUGCUAUACAAAUAUCAAUUUUCGUUAGGCGCGUAACUCUCGGCAGCACCAAAAAAUGAAAAUAAAACAAAAAAGCAGUACACAACGUGUCUCACUGUGAAUAAACACCACGAUUCGUCAGUGGA